Molecule: messenger RNA, 623 nt
Organism: Cydia fagiglandana
Lineage: Eukaryota; Metazoa; Arthropoda; Insecta; Lepidoptera; Tortricidae
Exons: 5
Coding region: 56-427 (123 amino acids)
Source: RefSeq, a predicted model, not a curated record
UUGUUUCAUAAUAAAUUUCUGUGAUGCGUAGGCGUGGACAACAUUUUGUUUAAACAUGGGAAAAUGUAAUCUGAAAUGUUGCCGCGUGUUGGCCGCUAUGUUUAAUAUAAGACAGCCCACGCCUACGUCCAGUAUGUUCGAAAACUUGGACCCCAAAAGCGCACUGGAGACGUUCAGCGUUUGGCUACGGGCGCAUGAGGAUGGACAGGUAAUGCUGGCAAGUGUGAUCGUGGUGAUCGGGAUCUGGUGGUUCGUGCGCACCAUCCUGUCGUUGGUCCUCAGUCUGAUCUGCCCGCUUUUGGUCGUGGCCUUGGCUGUGAUUUGUGUACCUCAACUGCGACGCCCGCUCAUGGGUGAGAAUUAUCCACUACUCGCAAACCUCCUGAGAAACAUCUUGCUGAAGUUAGCUGAGAACUUAAGAACCUGACGGUUGCCGAGGACAAUAAAUGGAUUGCAAUUUAAUCCUCGACGAAUCCGUAAAAAAAUCUCUUCUCCAACAUAAAUUGCAAUGAACAAGAUGAAUUCACACAUUCAUCAGUCGAGACUGGAAUAUGUAAGUGCCUGUAAAUUGUAAAAGCGUGUAAAUAUGAAAUUUUAAAUCAGUAAAUGCCCCAAAUCUGAUU